AAGGGUUAUAUAUUGAUGUCCUAGAGCGGAUGUCGAAAGCAGCAUCUUCGAGGUAGAAAAUAAUUUUCGUUUUACCUCUGCUGGAUUUUUUUUUUUUUGGCUUCGGCUUUCCUCAUAUAUUCCAUCUGUCAUGGAGGCUUUUAUUAUGGAGCAUUAGGAUGUAGCCCACCAGCCAAACAAAGACUGCAUACUGACAGUUGAGGGGCAGCUGCAUCGCCUUUUAUUUCUGGGUUUUUCAUCCUUAUAUUUUUGACUAGAAGAUGGGAAACAGAGGCGCAUCGAGGCUGUUGUCUGGGUGGACUAAUUGUCCUGGUGCCACUGGCCGCUGCGCACGCCAAGACCUUUUAUUAUUUUAUUCCUCCUUAACUGUGGCGGGUGGCUUAUUCUAAACAUUUGGGAUUCCUGACAUCAAUUGGACAUAUAUGAUCAGAGAAAAACAGAUGCCUUCCCAUCGAUGUGAUGCAACAUAAAAUCUGUUUUCUCGGAUGAUAUUCAAAUGAACACAUCCCUCCCUCUCCCUGUAAAAAAGGGUGGUGGAUUUUUUUUUCUUCUUCUUUUUAUUAUCAUUCUUAUAUUUUUUAACACAUCUCUCUCUCUCAUGCUGGAUUAUUUGAUCAGCUGUUGAUGAUCAAUGCUAUUUGACAGCAUCUCCUGUUUCAUGUUUAUUCCAUGUUUUUUUUGGAUGGAUUUAUGCAUAACAGGUGUUGUUUGAGGCUGAGAGCGCAUCAAGAGCAUGAAGCUUUAUUAUGUGUCUUUCUCUCGAUUUAACGAGCAGUGAAACAAAGCGACCGGGAUCCUUUUUUCUUUUGCCGUGAAAUAAGAGAAGACUAAAAAAUAGGAGGAAAAGAAUGAGGGGAAUGAAAGGCGGUGAGGCCGUGGACAAAGAAGAGAAAUGAUUCUGUCGAGUAGAAAAGAUCCGCUCGGCCUCUCCUUGUAGAGAUCAGCGGAGACGACGACGGAGGCGGCAGGAGGAAAAUAGCUGUUCUUUUAAGGGCCCAGAUCAGGCAGGCUCUCUUGGAGGGCGAUAGAAUGGCUAACCAGAGCUUUGCCAUUGAUGGCCCUGGCAGUUUACUGGCUGUGCUAGCUUCCCAGAGUGGACUGGCGAAGGGAGGCAGCAGUAGCAGCAGCAAUGAUGGCAGCAGCAACAGCGGGGGAAUCACUGCCACAGAUGUGUCUGCCUACUUUAAGCUGGUCUUCUUGGGGUUGAUCAUCUGUGUCAGCCUCGUAGGCAACCUCUUGGUUUCUAUGCUGGUGCUGCGGGAUAGGACACUCCACAAGGCCCCUUACUUCUUUCUCCUGGACCUGUGCCUGGCUGAUGCAGUCCGCUCCGCUGCUUGCUUCCCCUUUGUGCUGGUGUCUGUCCACAACAGCUCGGCCUGGACUUACAGCGCCUUGAGUUGUAAAGUCGUUGCUUUUAUGGCUGUUCUGUUUUGUUUUCACGCUGCCUUCAUGCUGUUUUGUGUGGCCGUCACCCGGUACCUUGCCAUCGCCCACCACCGCUUCUAUGCCAAACGCAUGACCAUCUGGACCUGUGCCGCCAUCAUUUGCAUGGUGUGGACCCUGGCCGUCGCUAUGGCAUUUCCUCCUGUCUUUGAUGUGGGAACUUACAAGUUCAUCCGUGAUGAAGAUCAGUGCAUUUUUGAACACCGCUACUUGAAGACCAACGACACCCUGGGUUUCAUGUUGAUGCUGGCCGUUGUGGUCUUGGCCACUCAUGGCUUCUAUGCCAAACUCCUGCUGUUUGAAUACAGACACCGCAAGAUGAAACCAGUCCAACUGGUACCAGCAAUCAGCCAGAACUGGACCUUUCAUGGUCCUGGGGCAACAGGCCAAGCAGCAGCCAACUGGAUUGCAGGUUUUGGUCGGGGUCCAAUGCCACCGACUCUGUUGGGCAUCAGGCAGAAUUUACACAAUCAGCACCGGCGACUGCUCGGAAUGGAGGAGGUGCGUUCUGAGAGGAGGCUCGGCAGGAUGUUCUACACCAUCACCCUGCUUUUCUUAGUCCUCUGGGCACCCUACAUUGUGGCCUGCUUCUGGAGAGUGUUUGUCAAGUCUUGCGCCAUCCCUCACAGGUACCUUUCGAUCACAGUGUGGAUGAGCUUCGCCCAGGCUGGCGUCAACCCCAUCUUCUGUCUCCUGCUCAACGAGGAUCUAAGAAAAGUGCUGCGAGCCCAUCUGCCCACUUACUGGAGGACUAAACAACACCUGCCCCAGGAUGAGGCCUACUGCAUCAUGUGAGACCAAAUUAGGGUUCAUUCAAGGAAUGUUUCAGGUUUCAAAGCAAAUUUUAGAGAGCAGUAGGGUUUUAGUCCACUUGCUCUAAAUGUGGGUGUCCGAUUUGUUGUUUUGCACAACAAAAUCCAAAUGUUGCUACCAAAUUCAGGCAGGAUGCCAAUGUUUGAAGAAUGUAUAUGUUUGAAUAAGCCAGUGAGGUGAAAAAAGUCUGGACAGGUGGCACAGAAAAACCCCUGGUAACACUUUGGCGAUGGGUACCUCUGAUGUACUGUAUCAAAUGAUAGAUUGGAAAGAUCCCAACAAUCACUACUCCAAUUAGGUGUGACAGAUGCCAUUUUCAAAAUAAUGUUGCCUUAUUUCAGACGGACACAGCCCAGAGCUUUCUACUGAGAACUAGUUUGUGUCACAUUAGACCCUUAAUUGAUAAAAAAAAAAUCAAAACCUUGAAGAAAUGUGCCGUGGACUGUGAACAGAAAGUGUUGAUCAGAGAAUUGCAAAACUCUGAAACACAUCAAAGAACUCAAAGGGGUCUGAAUGGAGCGAUAGACCCCUCUGGACGCCUUUUCAAGUUAUUCAAAGGAGACACCCGAAUAUUAAGCAGAGCCAAUACCUUUGGACACAUUUAAAUAGCUGUUGUGAACGCAGAAGCCCCCCAAACAUGCUUGAUUUUUUUGGACUUAGGGCGUGUCAGGUUUCUUUGUAUCAUACAAUGAAGAAAAAAAAUUGCCUGUUUUGCUUUAUUUGUAAACAAUACAUGUUGAAGCAGAUGACACUAUUUUGAAAUAUGACUUGAUUUCUUAUUGUAUAGACUGUACAGGAAUGUAGAUUCCUGCUUGCGUGUUUUUCUAUAGCAUUUGUGUGUGGGUGGGUGUAUGUGUAUGUGUGCGUGUGAGAGCAAAAAAGGUAGAGAGGCUGGAAGGGAGAGAGAGAGGCAGAAUGAGACUGACAGGAGUAAUGAUGAUAGAAUAGGUUUCAGUAAUACUGAGUCAAAAUGAAAGCAGCCACACUCAAAAUCCUGCAAAAAUUCAGCCGCCAUCAUAUGGAAAUUUAUCCUUUAAAUGGAUUUCUGCAACUGAAAAUGUGGUAUGAUUUUUUUAUUUAAAGCUAAUGUGCAAAAAAAAGUGACAUACUGGGGGUUAAGAUUUAAAAAAGGGGGGAGGGGCAGAUUUUCAUUUUGAACACUUGUAUAUUACAAACAGGGCGUAAGAUUUAAUGGCGACUUCAGUGAUGUAUUUAUAUUACAUCUGUUUAAAAAAUAAUAGAAGAUGUAUAUUUAUUUGCAAACGAUGGUCUUGGGAAUGUUUUAAAGUACUGUACUGUUACUGUAUGCUUUCACCAGAAUACAACACAAAAGAAGACACGUCAUGAAGGAAGCUGAAUGUUACCCGGCCCUCUUAUAUUUCCACUCGAUUCAAAUGUCACCAUUUGAGUGUCUUGUUUGAGAAAUCAAAGCGAAAUCAGGCUGGUGCGGGGAUCUGCACUGAAUUGUUUCUCCAAAUUAAGAUUCAUGUAAUGCAAAAUGUCUGACCUUCAGUGCGUUAGGCAUAGAGAUAUCAACAUGCAGUCAAUCUUUUAAAUGUGGACACUUGCACAGCCUACUGUUCUAGCAUGCAUUCCACUGCAUUUCAUAGAUUCCAAACCUGGUAUUACAACUUGUACAGAUGUUGAUAUGAAAAAGGAAAAGUGAGGUCCAUAAUUUUUACGUCUGGCACUCUUUUUGCGAGAUGAUAUCCUGUAUCUGUAAAGUUUAACUGAGGUGGUUCUUUGGCCCACUCAUCAAUAAAGACUCUACUUUUGAUGCA
Molecule: messenger RNA, 4037 nt
Organism: Cyprinodon tularosa
Lineage: Eukaryota; Metazoa; Chordata; Actinopteri; Cyprinodontiformes; Cyprinodontidae
Gene: gpr173
Product: G protein-coupled receptor 173
Exons: 2
Coding region: 1030-2238 (402 amino acids)
Biological process (GO): G protein-coupled receptor signaling pathway
Cellular component (GO): plasma membrane
Molecular function (GO): G protein-coupled receptor activity
Source: RefSeq, a predicted model, not a curated record